AAAUUACUAUAGCCAGGGAUGAAAGAUACGAACAAGACUCUCGGAACGUGACCCUAUAUCGUGCCGUGCUUCGUCUCGCUCGAGUGACUAGGGAGAACCUCCCAGAUCAGAAUGACACGUUCACCAUGACCAGCGAUGGCAGCAUUCGCAUCGUCCUCUUCCCGUUCCCAGGGCAGGGCCACUUCUCCGCCUUCCUCUCGCUCGCCGCCUUCCUCCACCGCGCCCACCCCACGGCCGACAUCACCCUCGUCUCCACCCCGCGCAACGUGGAAGGCCUCCGCUGCGGCUCCGCCGGCUCCCCUACGGCGCAGUAUCUCCGGUUCCACGCCUUGCCCUUCGUGCCCGCCGAGCACGGCCUGCCGGGCCACGGCGAGUCCGCCGACACCGUCCCGGUCCACCGCUUCAUCGAGCUGUUCGAGGCCACCGAGUCGGGGUCGCUCCAGGAAGGCUUCGACGGCUUCGUCCGCGACUUGACCGGCGACGACGGGGCGGGCGGCGCCGGCGCGAGGGUCUGCGUCAUCGCCGACCCCUUCCUCGCGUGGACCUCCGCCGUGGCGCGCCGGCACGGCGCCGCGCACGCCAUCUUCGUCUCCUGCGGCGCGCUCGGCGCCGUGGUGUACCACUCGCUGUGGAACCACCAGCCGCACCGGCGCGCGCCCGGUGACGACGCGUUCUUCUUGCCGGACCACCCGGAGGUCGCCGUCCACCGGUCCCAGCUUCCGCGGCACCUCCUCGACGCCGACGGCACGGACCGGUGGUCGGGCUUCCACCGCCGGCAGAUAUCGGCCGGGUACGACACCGACGCGGUUCUCAUCAACACGAUGGAGGAGCUCGAAACGGCCGGGAUGCGCAUGCUUCGAAGAACGAUGGGCGUCCCUGUCUAUCCCAUCGGCCCUCUCGUGCGCUCCAACCACGCCGACGCCGGCGACGGUGACGCCGCCGAUGUCAUCCGGUGGCUGGACGCCCAAGAAGAGAGGUCAGUGCUGUACAUAUCAUUCGGGUCCAUCAACACUCUAAGGCUCGACCAGAUGGUCGACCUCGCCGCUGCACUGGAGCUCACCGGCCGGCCGUUCGUCUGGGCCAUACGGCCGCCGGUGGGGUUCGACACCAACGGCGGCGCGUUCAGCGUCGAGCGGCCACCGAUGCCGGAAGGAUUCGUGGAGCGGGCGCGCGCUAAGAACACCGGCCUCCUCAUCCACGGCUGGGCUCCGCAGGUGAUCAUCCUCGCGCACCGCGCCACCGGCGCGUUCCUGAGCCACUGCGGCUGGAACUCGGCGCUGGAGAGCCUCGCGCACGGCCUGCCCAUCCUCGCGUGGAAGCUCAUGGCGGACCAGUUCUUCAAUGCCCGGAUGCUGGAGGAACAGUGGGGCGCGUGCGUGGAGGUGUCCCGCGGGAACGGGCCCGGCUCGCCGGCGCCGGGGCGGCAGAGGCUGGCCGACGCCGUGGAGGAAGUGAUGGGGAGCAGCACGGCGGUGGGGGACACGAUGCGACGGCGCGCCGACGAGAUCCGGGAGAUGAUUGGCCGAGCACUGGAGGGCGGUGGUUCGUCCGUCACAGCACUGGACGAAUUCUUGGCGCUAACGUCGCGCGAUCGUACUAUGGCCCAGAAAUUCUCGCACCCAAAGAUAUGAUUUUUUUUUGAGAACCCCAAAGAUAUAAUUUCUCUUGGGCAAUUUGCCAAACUUUAAGAGCAUUAUAGCUAACUAUUCGAGCUCUAAUUCAUCUACAACCAAUCUAAUAGCUAAUUCAUAGUCGCAACAUUAGUACAUAGUCACACAUGUCAUACAUAUAAUCUGUCUUGGAGUACGUGUGCAGCUGACUAUAAAUUAAUAGCUCAUCUCCCUUAUCUCUCCUCCUGUCUCUUUAAAAUAUGCUUAUAGCUGGCUUAUAGUCUGCUAUUGUACCUGCUAUAAGCACGGUGGUUUAGAGUAGGUACAGUAGCAGGCUAUACGUCAACCAUAAACAUAUUUUAAAGAGAUAAAAGGGGAGCCAACUAUAAGCAUAUUUUAAAAAGAUAAAAGGGGAGAUAGAAGAGAGGUGUGCUACUAAUUUUUAGUCAACUGCAGCACGGACUCCAAGACACGGUGUGUAUGACAUGUGGGACUAUGUAUUGCUGCUUUGUAGGUAACUAUCGUAUAAAUUAGCUUUAGAUAAAUUAUAGCUAGCAGUUGGCUAUACUACUGAACUUAGCUCUUAGAGAACCUAUUCGGCUGUCCCUACUUUUUUUUCUUGGGUAAUUUGCCAAACUUUAAGCAUGGUGCUUUAGAAAACCUAUUCGGUUGUCCCCACUUUUGAGUAUUUAAAUACCACAAUUGUUGUACAUAAUAAAUAUGUACAAAUUGUUCAUAACCGACCCAAUGAACGCACCAGGUU
This is a messenger RNA of Oryza brachyantha (malo sina), 2373 nucleotides long. Its product is annotated as UDP-glycosyltransferase 92A1-like. Gene Ontology annotation, molecular function: UDP-glycosyltransferase activity. NCBI's taxonomy places the organism in Eukaryota, Viridiplantae, Streptophyta, Magnoliopsida, Poales, Poaceae. The record is from RefSeq and is a predicted model, not a curated record. The coding region runs from base 126 to 1631 and encodes 501 amino acids. The transcript has a single exon.